Messenger RNA from Trifolium pratense (red clover), 2348 nucleotides. RefSeq names its product protein FAR1-RELATED SEQUENCE 5-like. Gene Ontology annotation, biological process: regulation of DNA-templated transcription. The record is from RefSeq and is a predicted model, not a curated record. The transcript has 3 exons. Gene Ontology annotation, molecular function: zinc ion binding. Bases 6 to 2348 code for a protein of 780 amino acids. NCBI's taxonomy places the organism in Eukaryota, Viridiplantae, Streptophyta, Magnoliopsida, Fabales, Fabaceae.
UUUCAAUGGAUUUGACAUCAACUUCAUCUGGAAUUGCCCAAAUGCCUGUUGUUGAUAGUUCAGACACACUUGCUGAUAGUUUGCAAUGCUACUCUCCUACUAAAAAAGAAACUUGGGAGUCUCUUGCUUUUAAAUCGGUUGAAGAGGUUGAAAAAUUUUAUGGUGAUUAUGCACUUAAAAGUGGGUUUUCAAUUCGGAUUUUGUUGAAAUCAAGAAACAAUUCACAGAAUCAGCCAACUGAUAAAAUACACUAUCUACGAUAUGGAUGUAACAAACAAGGUUACAAGAAAGGAAGUUUGCUUGAUCCGAAGAACAAGCCAAAAUCAGAGAGUCCGGUUGUGGUUGAAUUUGAGAAAGUAAAAGAAAAACCUGAGGAAAGGGUUGGUUGUACAGCUGCCAUAUUUUUGAAGUUGGAUGAAACUCUGAAUGUCUUUAAGAUAUACAAAUGGGAUGUGCCCCAUUGUCAUCCGUUACAUAAACCGGAACAUGGAUGUUACUUGAGAUCAUUCAGACAAGUCAAUGAAGUGCAAGGACAGCUUGCUGUAAUAAAUUCGAAAGCCGGGAUGUCGAUGAGAACUUCUUAUGAAGUCAUGGGUCAGGGAGUUGGAGGAACAGAUAACUUGCCUUUUCGAUUUUCGGAUUUAAAGAAUUAUCUGAUGACAAAUCGGCAAAAAGAGAUGCUAGUUGGUGAGGCAACCGUGAUUCAAGAUUUUUUUAGAAAUGAAGCUCUGUCGAAACCAUCCUUUUAUUAUGAUAUUCAAGUUGAUGCUGCGGAAGAUAUAGCUAGUAUUUUUUGGGCAGAUGGGAUUAUGCAGCUUGAUUAUGCCUUAUUUGGUGAUGUUAUAAGCUUUGAUACAACUUACCGAACCAAUAAUCAGUAUCGCCCUUUAGCUGCAUUCAUGGGCUUUGACAAUCAUCGUACAAGUGUGUUAUUUGGCGCUGCCCUGUUGUAUGACGAGACUGCAGCAACUUUUGACUGGUUGUUUACAACAUUUUUGAAAUGUAUGUCCAAUAAAAAACCACAAUCGAUAUACACGGAUCAGGCGACUGCAUUGUUGAAGUCAGUUCCAAAUAUUUUUGAAGGUGUUUUUCAUGGACUUUGCUCAUGGCAUAUGGCAGAGAAUGCAAAGAAGAAUCUCGGGUCUCGUGCAAAUAGUGCUUUUUUUGAUGAGUUGAAUAUUUUGAUUUCAAAUGUUGAGACUGAAUCAGAUUUUGAUUACAAUUGGGAUCAGAUGAUGAAAACCUGUUUUGAUGGAAGGCCAACUGCAGACUUUAAGUGGCUUGUUCAAACUUACAGGAAUCGUAUGCAUUGGUCUUCAGCUUGGGUCAAAUCUCAUUUUACUGCUGGUUUGAAAACAACUCAAUUAAACUUUAAGGCUGCAAACACUAGAGCAAAAAACAAUUAUCCCAACAGUCAACUGAUGCGGUCAGUUGUAAACAAAUACACCCCAACUUGCUUUGCAUUCAUUCAUAGGCAGUAUGAUUUUUCUUUCAAAUACUUUUAUGAAGAGGUCACACCCCAAGUUUCUGCAUUUGAUAAGGUUUUCAAAGUUUUUACAAUUGUACAUGUUGAUGAACCUGAGGAAGUAGAUGGUGUUAAUUAUGAUGAUGCUUGUAAUGAUGGGCCUUCAAACCGUGAUGUUUUGGAUGAAGAAGUUGCUGAAAACCUUUCCCCAAACUUUGAAAAGCAUGAUCGACUUGAUGAACGGCUUGUGACAAUUGAUAUUAGGGCCAAACGUAUUAGCUGCACAUGCCGUAUGUUUGAGAACAGGGGUUUCUUGUGUCGACAUGUUUUCAAAAUAUUGGAGUUUUUAGGUGGUUCUGUGCAAUAUCAUGGUUUGAAGACAAUACCUGCAGAAUAUGUGUUAAAGCGUUGGUGUAGAGAUGUGCGUCAGUCUGUUAAAUCUACUAUCAAUGUUGCCACUGAAGGCGCGACUCAAGCACAACGAUAUCAACAAAUUUGUGCUGUUACAGUUAAGCUUUGUACACGUGUUUGUGCAGAUCCUGAGGCUUCUCAAAUUUUUCUUAAUGGUGUUCUUGAAGCUGGGAGAAAGGCAGAGGAGUUGCUUACUUCGAAAGGUAUUCAUACAGUUCAAUCUUCCGUGACGCCAUCUAAGUCAUCUUCCGUUACGCCAUCUAAGUCUUGCAAUACAGCAGCUGUCAGUGAAGCAUCUGAUGCUCAAAAGUCGACUGGUCCAAAGUUCAAAAAAAGACCAAAUCCAAUUAGAUCAAAGAAACGACUUAAAAGUGAUUAUGAAUUGGCUAGAGAACACCAGAAAUUCCUUAUACACCGGAAGAGAAAACAGAGAGGGGCUGAGGAUUUAAAGGGGAAAGAGGCUGCUGAUUGA